This is a messenger RNA of Pestalotiopsis fici W106-1, 828 nucleotides long. RefSeq lists its product as uncharacterized. The coding region runs from base 1 to 828 and encodes 275 amino acids. The transcript has a single exon. NCBI's taxonomy places the organism in Eukaryota, Fungi, Ascomycota, Sordariomycetes, Amphisphaeriales, Sporocadaceae. The record is from RefSeq and is a predicted model, not a curated record.
AUGGCUGCCGAAAACUUCAGCCUGCGCGAAAUCAUCAAGUACGGCCUCAUAUCACUCGGUUAUGUGGCAGAUCCCGGGGCUUUCCGCAUCGCACAAGACCUCCCUUUUCAUUCUUGGAGCAUACUAGUGCUACCUCCACUUCUCAGUCUUACAGAUAUUGAGGAAAUUGCUCGAGCGGGUGUCGAGACCUUACUUGGCCUUGCUGGUCCUGAGAGCUGGACUGGACAACUAUCACCAAUAGCAUUAGCUGCAAGCAAGGUAUGCUUAUCUUCGAUGGUUCCUCCGGUUAUUGGGGAUCCAAUAUAUACUAUCAGGACUGGAUUUCUCACAGCAAGUCAUGCAAAUUGCCGCAUACUAGGCUUUGAUCCUCAGGUCAUCUUGCAACACCACGCAAAGUCACCUUUUGUGAACACAGCACAUGCAAUGUCUUGUGGAACCUUCAAUACAGGCAUCAGUGGGGCCACUGAGAUGCAACAAUAUAGAUCACAAAAAGUGAUCAACGACAUGCAUCCAACUCUGGAACAACUCACUAUUCCUCAUCAUCCCUACUUGGAUUUGAUUCCUUGGCCCUCUUUCAGAUCCAGAGCAAUAAUUGCAUCAUCCAUGAACCCGCCCCUCAUCGACAAGAAUGAAUUGUGCUUGGAUCUUUUGAGUGACGGAUUAUGUUGUCACGGCAUUCCUGGUGUAUCCCUUCACGGUCGAGGUGAGGGUACCCCCUGGGACUCGCGUAGUUGGGAAGCGAGACCUUGGUUUCUGCAAAAAUGGUCUUACCUAACAGGAGGCUCUGACGUCCAGCAGACAAGUUUAUGGUGGCGGUUACGAUCCUGA